AUGGACGGCAUCCAGACCCAUCCCGCCACGGCUGCGCAGGCAAAGGCUUUCACUGCCACCGGCUCUCUCUCGUUCCCUGGCGGUGCUGUUGAGCUCGGUACACCUGCCUUUGGAGUCGACCAGAACGGACAGCGCCUUGUGAACGCUGGUCCUCAGCAAGGCGGCCCAGUUGCCAACGGUACCGGGGUGACUCCCGCCACACCUGCCGCGACUCCUGCUGCUACUCAGGGUGGAAGUGGAUUGACUCCUACCUUGCAGAACAUCGUCGCUACGGUCAACCUCGAUUGCCGAUUGGACCUGAAGACGAUUGCCCUGCAUGCGAGAAAUGCUGAGUACAAUCCCAAGCGAUUCGCCGCUGUCAUCAUGCGCAUUCGCGAACCCAAGACCACGGCUCUCAUCUUUGCCAGCGGCAAGAUGGUUGUCACUGGCGCCAAGUCCGAGGACGAUUCCAAGCUCGCGUCGCGCAAAUACGCACGCAUCAUCCAGAAGCUCGGCUUCAAUGCCAAGUUCACGGACUUCAAGAUUCAGAACAUCGUCGGUAGUUGCGACAUCAAGUUCCCCAUUAGGCUUGAGGGUCUUGCUUCUCGUCACCACAACUUCAGCUCCUACGAGCCCGAGCUGUUCCCCGGUCUUAUCUACCGCAUGAUCAAGCCCAAGAUUGUGCUUCUGAUCUUCGUCAGCGGCAAGAUCGUUCUCACCGGUGCCAAGGUCCGAGAGGAGAUCUACCAAGCCUUUGAGAUGAUUUACCCCGUGCUUCAAGGUAAGCCCGCAUGUUCCACGUCUAACACCUUGAACGACAAGUACGAGGAUAAGCACAAGGUUGACCUGGCCCGCAACAAAGCUGGACUUCCCCCUCUCACGGAUGAGGAUUUGGCGGCCCAGGAUCGCCCCACCACCGUCAAGGCUGGUGCAUCUGCUGUAGCUCGCAAGAAGCAGUAA
Messenger RNA from Anthostomella pinea, 939 nucleotides. NCBI's taxonomy places the organism in Eukaryota, Fungi, Ascomycota, Sordariomycetes, Xylariales, Xylariaceae. The record is from the annotation of a GenBank genome assembly.